AUAUAAAUGUGUAGUUAUAACUAUAGUUAGUUGGUUGCUUGCGAAAGUGGAAAGUAUCUCAUAGAUACCUUCCGAUUUGAGCGCGCGUUUGUUUUGUUGUUUUGUCAAUAAAUUGCAAGACUGAGAAACCGUCGAAUCUAUCCAGUAAUAAUCCCCAGGUAUCUACUUACGAGUAGGUGACUGUGACACAAAUAACGGAAGUGCUCGACUAUACCCAAUAAAAACAACAAUAACCCGUCAGAUUGUUUGUUGCUAGCCAACAACAAUAACAACAUUAAUCAAAUGUUGGCCAAAACCGAACGCGUUAAGCGCAUUAUAUAUUGGCAAAAACAACAACAAUAACAAAAACAACAACAACAAGCUGCUGCCACCAAAUGCAGCAAAGCGUGAAGUGCUUACCAAAUGAAUUUUCUAUAUUAUAAUUUUCAAAAAAAAAAAACAACAAAGUAAACGAAACUCUGCGCUUCAAAAAAAAAAAUUAGAAAUUCAUGCAUAAAAACUGAAUCCAAAAUUGGCGCGUUAAAACUCGGUUUCUAGGCAAUAUACUCGUAACUUGGUUGGUGUUAAAACCAACAAGUUAACAACAACAACAACGGGUUCUUAACCCUAACAAGUUAAAUCGUCUAAUACAAAACGCAUGUUGAGCUGCUUUUUUGGGCAGCAGACACCUAUGGAAACAUCAUGUGGCUUGGACUUGUCAACGGCGACGCACAGCAACAACAAUAUAAGCGGCUACAACAACAACAACAGCAUCGAUUACAUCUGAAAACCUAACCUAAACAAGUCAAAAAAAAAAUAAUAAUCGCCGCUAACAACAUAAAUCGCUAAUCGUUAAUCGUUUGGUCGAUCGCCAACAUCAACAUCAUCAUCAUCAGCAAUAUAUUUAAAGUAUCGCAUUUGUGUUAUGUUUGUGUGUGUUUUUAUUAUUUUAUUUGUUGUUUGUAAUACCACCCAACCACCACCUGCCUGCCGUUAACGAUCAUGCAUAGACCAAAGCUAGCAAAUCCUAUAACUGCUGCCGGUAUUGCCUCAUCCAUAUCAAAAAACAACAACAGCAACAGCAAUAGUAACAACAACAAAUCAAAACGUUCACGUCAAUUCAGCAAUCCAGCAGCAACAAUCGGCACAGCAGCAACUAACGAGUCUGCAUUGAACUCGUCAUCGUCAUCGUCACAAUACGAACAGCAUUCGCACUCCAAACUAAUAGACGCUUCAAUUGAUUUAGAACAUUACAUCAGCGCCAUGGAGGCACGACGCAACGACAACGAGCCGGAUGUGUGGGCUCAGUUGCAGCAGAAGGAAUCGGAUAUACUGUUAGCCGCUGAGCUCGGCAAAGCACUGCUCGAAAAGAACGAGGAGCUGGUCAAGCAGCAGGAGAAACUGAUUGAGGAUUAUUCUGGUAAAAUUGAGAAACUUGAACAGGAGAAGCAUGUGCUGCGCCAGAAACUGGCCAUAGCGGAGGAUGAAAGCGAUCAGCGUGUCCUGGAACUGCAAUCCGAUCUCAAUGAGUUAAAGGAUAAGCUGCAGACACAGGAUGCGGCCAUCAGGCAGGCGGAAAAGGAGAAGACCAUACUCAUCGAUGAGCUCCAGCAUCAGAACACCCGACUCACCGAGCAGAUACAGGAGGCACAUGCCACGGAAAUGAAGCUCAGCGCACAGAUACAGGAACUCAAGGAUCAGUAUCACUACAGAAACAGCAGCUUACAGGAGCACGUCAACAGUCUGGAAUCCAUCAAAACCGAACUUAACCUCACCACAGGCAAACGACAGGAGCUGGAGCGUCGUCUGCAGCACGCGCAGGAGGAGAAGGAGAGCCUCACCUUAUCACUGGAAGAAGCGUCCGACAGAAUUCACAUGCUGGAGCGACAUGCUCGCGAGCAGGAAACAAAAUUAGAGACCACCUUACAAGCAUUGGAGCGAUCUCAGCGUGAGAAUAAUGUACUCAGCGAGCGUUUGGGCGCUGACACCAACUCAAUGCCCGGCAAGAAGAGUUUGCAAUUUGAAAUGGAAUGCGAUGAGGAAGAGGCGAGCUUCUCAGAAACGGGUAAACCCAGUCAAAUGUGGAUUGAAGCGCGAUCAGUUUAUAUACAACUGAAAUCCCUGGUGGAUUCGCUAAAAGUGAGCCAUGACGAUGACUCAGGUCUUAACUCUGACAUAUCGCUGGAUCUGGAAUCCAUGGAUAAUACAAUGUCAAGCACAGAGCGAAGUGAGGGUGACCAUAUCGCCAUUGACUUUCGUCAGGGCAUGCUGUCCUCUAUGUCGGAUGAGCUGACGCGGCUGCUGCUUAAUUUGGAUGCGGGUAACUUUAAGAAAAUGCUGGACCAAACCCGCAAUCUUGUGCUGGAACAGGAGGACGAGAUCAAACGCAGUCACCAGCUGAUACAGCAACUGGAGGCCAAGGUCACGGUAACCGAUGUCGAGCUGCAGAAUGUGAAGGAAGAACGAGAUCAGGCACGUGGCGAUCUGGUCGAUAACACCGAUCGUGAUGAGCUGCUAACAAAGGCGCAAAAGGAACGCGAUGCGGCCAAUGAGCGUCGGACCAAGGCCGAGGUGGAACUGGCCAAGAAUCGAGUCGAACUGAUGCAGGCCAACAGUCAGCUGCUCGAGUCUAUACAACAGAAAGUGGAGCUAUCCCAGCAGCUGGAGCAGUGGCAAAUGGACAUGCAGGAGCUGAUCGAUGAGCAAAUGCGCUCCAAGCUGAUCAACAAUCGCCGUGUGGCCACCAGUGAGACGACAACAGCGCCGCCAAGCAGUGCCGCUGCCAAUCUGGCCAAACGUGUGUCCAGCUACAAGCUCUGGAGUUUAUUUCAGCGGUAAUUGGACUAAUUUGACAGCGCGCUGGAAGAUCUACGCAACUCUUAUAUUUUUAAUGUAGAAAAGACAUGAAGAAGUUUCAAAUGAGCUAUAUAUUUUUAAUAUUUAUACACACACACACACAUACACAAAAGAGAGCCUAGGCAUAUAUGUAUUUGUACUUAAAGUUGUUGUAAUUUGUAUGUAUAUUGGAAAGAUACGCCCUUCUUCGGUUUUGUAGUGAAAUCUAUAUUAAUUACGCUUUAUUAAUCUUAAAACCAUUAUAAUGUAUUAUUGUAAUUGUACUCUCGUACCUAUGUUUAAACAAUAUUUCUGUACACAAAUUAUCUAAACGCUUGCUCUCUAAAUGUACCCUUGUUUAGUUAAUCUUGUAAUUGUUUAAGCUGUAACGGAAAAUCAAACAUAUCGCACCAUUUGGUUAAGCGUCUGGCGAAUGGCUUUUAAAGCCAUUUCGCUAGUUCAUAAACUUGUGUUUGCGAUUACUGAAAUCAAAAUGUUAUAAUCGUAUCUCUAACCUAUAAUUGUACUUAAGCAUAUUUAAGUGUAAGCAAAGCAUUUAUGUUAAAACAAAAAGAUUAUGUAUAUGAGGAGUAUAUAUUUUUCAAGCAGGCAGACAACGGAAAUGAACGCGGACUGCGCGUCAGACAACUUGCCUUAAAUACGGACAAUGAAACGGAAAGUUUAACAUUUUAGAUUGUUUAACUACAUAACUUACCAAUAAAUUAUACAAAAUAAAAACUCAUUUAAU
This is a messenger RNA of Drosophila innubila, 3562 nucleotides long. RefSeq names its product bicaudal D-related protein homolog. The record is from RefSeq and is a predicted model, not a curated record. Lineage: Eukaryota; Metazoa; Arthropoda; Insecta; Diptera; Drosophilidae. Bases 982 to 2817 code for a protein of 611 amino acids. The transcript is spliced from 7 exons.